This is a messenger RNA of Anopheles aquasalis, 859 nucleotides long. Its product is annotated as chymotrypsin-1-like. NCBI's taxonomy places the organism in Eukaryota, Metazoa, Arthropoda, Insecta, Diptera, Culicidae. The record is from RefSeq and is a predicted model, not a curated record. Gene Ontology annotation, biological process: proteolysis. Gene Ontology annotation, molecular function: serine-type endopeptidase activity.
ACGUAAAGAGAGCAACAUGGCACCAGUACGGGCGGCACUCGUAGGAUUUUUUCUGAUUACCGUGGCCGGCAUGACUCGUGCCGAAGUGGAUCCAUCGGCUCCCCAGUCGGACGAUUCGAAGAUCGUCGGCGGUUCCAAGGCGGAAGAGCGAAUUCCGUACCAGAUCUCGCUCCAGGUUCUGAUGAGCACGUGGUUCGGGUUUGGUCCGCGUCGCUGGAUGCACAACUGUGGCGGUUCGAUCGUGAACGAGUUCUACAUCGUAACGGCGGCCCACUGUCUGGAUGGGAUGAACACGUCCCGGAUGUCCGUCGUGGCCGGAACGAACGAUCUGCGGAAUGACGGUGCAAAGGGAACGCGUUACUACAUCGCUUCUUAUCUCAUCCAUCCGGAUUACAUCGAGUUGAACCGGAGUGAUAUCGGGGUGAUGCGUACAACGCAGCGGAUACAGUUCACUGAUAAUGUGCAACCGAUCACGUACUCGUCGACGUUUGUCGGUGGCGGUGAGACCUGUCUGCUGACCGGUUGGGGCUACACGAUGCCGGUACGCAUUGGAUCCACGCCGGAGGAUCUGCAGGAGGCGGAACUGACGACGAUUACGAACGAUGAAUGUCGCGAAAAAGGGAUGCCCGUCAAUCCGACUGAGAUCUGCACGUUUACACGGAGGGGUCAAGGUGCUUGUGGGGGGGAUUCUGGUGGUCCGCUAGUGUGCAACAAGCAACUGUCCGGAGUGGUUUCCUACGGAACUCGGUUCUGUGGUAUCGGUGUACCGGACGUCUAUACGCGUGUGUCCGAGUUUGAUAGCUGGAUCCAGGAGAACACCAUGGUGAGCCAAGGAGAUGAAGGAGGAGCAGGCAACUAG